ACAACCGGGAAUUUUUUUUUUUUUUUUUUUUUUUUUUUAGCGUAAUAUGAGGCAAAUAAUCACAAUAUAUGAUUCCAGUAUUGUCAUAUUUUAUUGAUGAUUUGAAAUAUGUUCUUUAAUCGUAAUCUUAACCAACCGUUUUUUAAAUUUCGUUGUUCUUCCAUUCAAGUAGAUAGGAGCUGCACUGGCAUGACUGGAAAUUGCCUCCAGAGAGCGUUCCGAAUAUGGCCGACAGUGGCCUGACUUGCUAGAUUGAUUUUGGUUCAACUCUGCGGCUCUGAGCCAAUCAGAGAGCGUCAACAUUUAAAGGGCCAUUAAGAAACAGCCAAAACGGUAGAGCACAAAACCUUCUUCUCAUUUCACUCACUCGCUUACAUUUCUUACUACGCCAGCCUGAAUACAGUAAAGGCGGCUCUACAUGACAUUCUUUGUAUAAGACAGGAGUGGAAUGAUACUUUACGCAGUACCGUUUUUGUGGAUGCGCUCGUUUAUCGUCUGCACUUGUUGCGCUGAGACGAACAGCCGAAUCUAACGGACUGAGAGAUAUUGAAAGAUCUGCGCACCACUACGGGUCAAACGCUCGAGCUCUGCGGUGUAUUUACAUGUCGGAGAUCUCUCACUUGAACGAGACAAAAUAAAAGGGUGACACAUACUGCGCGUCGCUUCCAGAAUGCCAGUGUUAAUGAGUCCCGAAAUGGCUGAUAAAUUCAAAGAGAAAUGGAUGAUGCUUCACCCGGAGGAUCAGGACGAUGUCGGCGGCUCUGCUCACUUUGACGACAGUCUCACCAGUCUGCACUGGCUGCAGAACUUCUCCAUCCUGAGUGCCAACCCGGAGAGGACACCCAGCUCUGGCAGCCAACCGCAACACCUCUUCAACCACAAAAACCAGUUAGGGGGCACCGAGUCACCCUCCAGCCCACCUGCCGGAGACACAGCCGCGACGGGGAUGCCACAAACACCUGGGAAUCCUACCACGUGCUGCAGCAGUUUGGCGAACUCAUACGGGCACCAACAAGCUGGGCACUACAUAACGGCGCAAAUGAAUCCUUCAGAGGAGAUAGACUAUAAAACAAACCGCUAUGUGAAGCCACCUUAUUCAUAUGCCACUCUGAUUUGCAUGGCAAUGCAGGCUAGCAACAAAACCAAAAUCACCCUGUCCGCCAUAUACAGCUGGAUCACGGGGAAUUUCUGCUACUACAGAUACGCAGAGCCAAGUUGGCAGAAUUCAAUUCGCCACAACUUGUCCCUGAACAAGUGCUUCAUGAAGGUGCCCAGGCAGAAAGACGAGCCAGGAAAGGGAGGCUUUUGGCAAAUCGACCCCCAGUACGCUGACAUGUUUGUCAAUGGCGUUUUCAAACGACGUCGAAUGCCUGCCACAAACAUCAAUACCCAGAGACAGAGCAAAAUGUUAUCCUCUCCCAGCUCUUCUUAUGGCUCUCAGUGCAACCAAACUGGCCAACAAAUGGGAAUGGGCCACUUCCAAGGAGCUGUCCCAGGAAACAAACGCAAGCAGGUCUUCCCAAAACGAGGCAGCAAGCUGGCCAGAGUCUCCAAGUCCCCUCUGUUAACCACCGAGAUCAAAACAUCAGAUGUACUGAGAGGAGACUUUGACCUGGCCUCUGUUUUUGAUGAUGUGCUUAGUGGAAAUGACAGCACGUUUGAGGAUCUGGACAUCAACACAGCGCUGAGCUCGCUGGGAUGUGAGAUGGAGGUGUCCACACAGAACCAGCACGGGCCUGGCUACAGCAACGAGGAUGAGCAGGCUUGUGCUUACCUCGAGGCCAAUGGCAUGAUGGGAAGCAACAUGGAGGAUUUUCACCAACAGCACCACCAGCCAGUACAAGCGCAUCCACAAUAUUAUGAAGGAAUGACUCUGUUCUCAGAUCAGGUUCAGCUUUAUCAGCAGCACCCCUGGGAGAUUAAAGAGGAAGUCCAAGCCAUUCCACUUUCCCUGGAUCACGGCUAUGGCCUCUGUGAGGGAUUUUUCUCUGAGAUGCAACUGUGGGAGAGAGCAGAGUCAUAUCUGUGAACACACCAUUGAAAACUUUGAAUUAAUAUGCACUUGUCUUUGCUGGUCUAAAAACCUAUUGACUUUUGUUUUGCUACAUUAGCAUAAUGAACUAUUGAAGUUGUGAAAAGUUCUAUGUAAUUAUUCUUUGUACUUCAAAUUUUUUAAGAACCUAUACUGGUUCAUUUUAAAUUACCCUUGGUCUUUGAAUUCUUGAUUCUUUGUUGGGAAAUUUUCUUGUGGGACAAAUCUAGUUAUCUAGGAUAGUGACAUUUUGUUCCUGUAUUGAUUAAUUAAUCUAAUAUAUUCAGUUUAGUUGACUUGAUAUUUUAGGUAAUGUCAUGCUUUCUGAGUCUAACAAAAAAGUAAAAAUAAAAAUAAAUCAGAUAUUUGAAGGAAAAGAGAUGCAUCAAGCCAAAGUGCUUCGCAAAACCAUUUUCACUGAAAAACAAACCCGCACAAGCACUUUGAAACAUUAGCUCAGUUUGUUGCCUGGUGAUUUAGUCUAAUAAUUUAUUUUCUCUCUUUUUUGAUGAUAUUCUAUGAGAGUAAAAAGUCUCCCUCUGUAAGAUCUCUUUUAUAUUUCUAAAUGCAAAUGCUGUAGUCUCGGAUUUAUGAUGAAUUGUGGGUGGCAAUGUCACAAGGCAAUGACUGUUCUAGAAGUGUACUUGUAUUGAUUCUUUGAGAAAUGGACUCUAACAUGCAACAUGAAACAAAAUAUAUUCUGUACUUGAAUAAAAAGAUCAACCAUC
Myxocyprinus asiaticus (Chinese sucker) is the source of this 2760-nucleotide messenger RNA. RefSeq names its product forkhead box protein J1-B. Gene Ontology annotation, molecular function: DNA-binding transcription factor activity; sequence-specific DNA binding. Gene Ontology annotation, biological process: regulation of DNA-templated transcription. Bases 671 to 2029 code for a protein of 452 amino acids. NCBI's taxonomy places the organism in Eukaryota, Metazoa, Chordata, Actinopteri, Cypriniformes, Catostomidae. The record is from RefSeq and is a predicted model, not a curated record. The transcript has 3 exons.